Chelmon rostratus (copperband butterflyfish) is the source of this 4497-nucleotide messenger RNA. RefSeq names its product DEAH (Asp-Glu-Ala-His) box helicase 9 (gene dhx9). NCBI's taxonomy places the organism in Eukaryota, Metazoa, Chordata, Actinopteri, Chaetodontiformes, Chaetodontidae. Gene Ontology annotation, cellular component: intracellular anatomical structure; ribonucleoprotein complex; nucleolus. Bases 102 to 3932 code for a protein of 1276 amino acids. The record is from RefSeq and is a predicted model, not a curated record. The transcript has 28 exons. Gene Ontology annotation, molecular function: ATP binding; 3'-5' DNA helicase activity; double-stranded RNA binding. Gene Ontology annotation, biological process: positive regulation of transcription by RNA polymerase II; regulation of mRNA processing.
GCAGCGUCGACAGUGAAGGAGAGGAUCUGUCUGUCUGGACUGAUUGUGGGCAAUAAAGCUACGAUAGAAGCGUCUACAGAGGCGGGAACUUCCCUGCCCGUAUGUCCACCAUGGCGGACAUCAAGAACUUCCUGUAUGCCUGGUGUGGAAAAAAGAAACUGACCCCCAACUACGACAUCCGAGCUGCAGGGAACAAAAACAGGCAGAAGUUUAUGUGUGAGGUCCGUGUUGAUGGCUUCAACUACAUCGGGAUGGGCAACUCCACCAACAAGAAGGACGCUCAGACCAACGCUGCCAGGGACUUCGUUAAUUACCUGGUCCGAAUCGGGGAAAUGAGCACAGCAGAGGUCCCGGCUGUGGGGGUGAGCACUCCAGACGCUGACCAACCUGACAGGGGAGGACGAGGAGGAGACGGUGGGUUCGGAAACCUCCCUUUGAGCGGUCCUCUGCCACCUCACCUUGUAGUCAAAGCUGAGAAAGAGUCCAGCUGCAGUGGGCCGGUACCAGGAGUGACUGGACUCGGUUACUCAGGAGGAGGAGCAGGAGGAGCAGGAGGAGCAGGAGCAGCUCAGUGGGACAGAGGAGCCAACCUGAAGGAGUACUAUGCCAAGAGAGACGAACAGGAAGCACAGGCGACUCUGGAGUCAGAGGAAGUGGACCUCAACGCUAAUCUCCACGGUAACUGGACCCUGGAGAACGCCAAGGCCCGUCUGAACCAGUUCUUCCAAAAGGAGAAAACCAGCGCUGAGUAUAAAUACUGCCAAGUGGGACCAGACCACAACAGGAGCUUCAUAGCAGAGAUGCAGCUGUUUGUGAAGCAGCUCGGCAGAAGGAUCACGGCUCGAGAACACGGUUCCAACAAGAAGCUGGCGGCUCAGUCGUGUGCUCUGUCUCUGAUCCGACAGCUUUACCACCUGGGAGUCAUCGAGGCGUAUUCAGGAGUCACCAAGAAGAAGGAAGGAGAAACCCUGGAGGCGUUCGAGGUCAGCGUGUCUCCGGACCUGCAGCAGCAGCUGGCCAGUUUCAUGCAGGAGCUUGGAGUUAACAUCCCCUCACCUCCUGCAGACCCCAGCAGCUCGGUGUCUCUGGUUCAGGGGAAGAUGGCGACGUUUGAGCCGUCACAGCGUCAGAGCGGAGCCGGGGUCGUGCCCUGGUCGCCUCCGCAGGUCAACUGGAACCCCUGGACCAGCAGCAACAUCGACGAGGGACCGCUGGCCUUUUGCACCCCGGAGCAGAUCAGUGGCGACCUGCACGAUGAGCUGAUGUACCAGCUGGAACAUGACGACGACCUGCAGAAGAUCCUGGCAGACCGUGACCAGCUGCCCGUCAAACGGUUUGAGGAGGAGAUCAUGGACGCCAUCAACAACAACCCCGUGGUGAUCAUCAGAGGAGCGACAGGCUGCGGUAAAACCACUCAGGUUCCUCAGUACAUCCUGGACCGCUUCGUCAAAGGAGGCACAGCGUCUGACUGCAACAUCGUCGUCACCCAGCCCCGGAGGAUCAGCGCCGUGUCGGUGGCCGAGCGAGUCGCCUACGAGAGAGGAGAGGAUCUUGGGAAAAGCUGUGGCUACAGCGUCCGCUUUGAGUCCGUCCUCCCUCGACCCCACGCCAGCAUCCUCUUCUGCACCGUCGGUGUUUUGCUGCGGAAGCUUGAAGCAGGAAUCAGAGGCAUCAGUCACGUUAUCGUCGAUGAGAUUCACGAGAGAGACAUCAAUACGGACUUCCUGAUGGUGGUCCUCAGAGACGUGGUCCAGGCCUACCCAGAGGUCCGAAUCAUCCUCAUGUCGGCCACCAUCGACACCACCAUGUUCAGAGAGUACUUCUUCAGCUGCCCCAUCAUCGAGGUGUUCGGACGCACCUUCCCUGUUCAAGAGUAUUUCCUGGAGGAUUGCAUCCAGAUGACCAACUUCGUCCCUCCGCCGAUGGACCGCAAGAAGAAAGAGAAAGACGAGGAGGGGGGAGAGGAAGAUACGAACUGUAAUGUGAUCUGUGGGCCGGAGUACACGCCGGAAACGAAGCGUUCGAUGGCUCAGAUUAACGAGAAGGAGACGUCCUUCGAGCUGGUGGAGGCUCUUCUGAAGUACAUCGAGACGCUGCAGGUGGCCGGAGCCGUGCUCAUCUUCCUGCCCGGCUGGAACCUCAUCUACUCCAUGCAGAGACACCUGGAGACCAACCCACACUUUGGAAGUAACCGGUACCGGAUCCUGCCGCUCCACUCGCAGAUCCCCCGGGAGGAGCAGAGGAGGGUGUUUGAGCCAGUUCCUGACAGCAUCAGGAAGGUGAUUCUGUCCACCAACAUCGCAGAGACGAGCAUCACCAUCAACGACGUCGUCUACGUCAUCGACUCCUGCAAGCAGAAGGUGAAGCUCUUCACCUCCCACAACAACAUGACCAACUACGCCACCGUCUGGGCCUCCAAGACCAACCUGGAGCAGAGGAAAGGCCGAGCCGGCAGAGUCCGACCUGGAUUCUGCUUCCACCUCUGCAGCCAAGCUCGCUUUGAGAGGCUGGAGACUCACAUGACUCCAGAGAUCUUCAGGACUCCGCUGCACGAAGUCGCUCUGAGCAUCAAACUGCUGAGACUCGGAGCCAUUGGACACUUCCUGUCCAAGGCCAUCGAGCCGCCGCCACUGGACGCCGUCAUCGAGGCGGAACACACACUCAAAGAGCUGGAUGCUCUGGACAGUAAUGAUGAACUGACUCCUCUGGGACGGAUUCUGGCUCGCCUGCCCAUCGAGCCUCGGCUGGGGAAGAUGAUGAUCAUGGGCUGCAUCCUCCAUGUUGGAGAUGCCAUGUGCACCAUCUCGGCCGCUUCCUGUUUCCCGGAGCCUUUCAUCAGUGAGGGGAAACGUCUUGGAUUCGUCCACAGAAACUUUGCGGGCAGCCGCUUCUCCGAUCACGUGGCCCUGCUGUCCGUCUUCCAGGCCUGGGACGACGUCAGGAUUAACGGUGAGGAGGCAGAAAAUCGUUUCUGUGAACACAAACGUCUCAACAUGUCGACUCUGAGGAUGACCUGGGAGGCCAAAGUCCAGCUGAAGGAGAUCCUGGUCAACUCUGGAUUUCCUGAAGAGUGUUUGAUGACUCAGAUGUUCAACACGGUCGGACCGGACAACAACCUGGACGUGGUGGUUUCUCUGCUGACCUUCGGCUCGUACCCGAACGUCUGCUACCACAAAGAGAAGAGGAAGAUCCUGACCACAGAGGGGCGCAACGCCCUCAUCCACAAGUCCUCCGUCAACUGCCCCUUCAGCAGCCACGACAUGACCUACCCCUCCCCGUUCUUCGUCUUCGGCGAGAAGAUCCGAACCAGAGCGAUCUCGGCUAAAGGGAUGACUCUGGUCAGUCCUCUGCAGCUGCUGCUGUUCGCCUGCAAGAAGAUCGUCUCCAGCGGAGACAUCGUGGAGCUGGACGACUGGAUCAAACUGAGGAUUUGUCACGAGGUGGCGGGCGCCAUCGUGGCUCUGCGGGCCGGACUGGAGGCUCUGGUGGUGGAAGUGACCAAAGACCCAGAAUACAUCCGACAGAUGGACCAGACCAACGAACGGCUGCUGAACCUCAUCAGACACGUGUCCAAACCAUCAGCAGCUGGACUCAACAUGAUGAGCAGCAGCCAGAGGAUGGGAGACGGUCCUCGACCUCCGAAGAUGGGACGCUUCGACGGAGGAGGAGGUGGAGGAGGCUACCAGGGGGGAGGAGGAGGAGGCUACAGAGGAGGGGGAGGUUACAGAGGAGGGGGAGGAUAUGCAGGGGGAGGAGGAUACAGGGGAGGAGGAGGGUACAGGGGAGGUGGGGGUUACAGAGGUGGAGGAGGAUACAGAGGAGGGGGAGGAUAUGGAGGUGGAGGAGGAUACAGAGGAGGAUACAGAGGAGGAGGAGGAUAUGGAGGAGGAGGUUAUAGAGGAGGUGGAGGAGGGUUCAGAGGAGGUUAUUAACGUCCGGCUGACAUCACAUGACUUGCUGAGGACGAAUCGAAGUCUCCAUGUUUGGUUUGUGUCUGUGAAUCUUUUUGUAACGAGGUGGAUGUUGGAGCUGAAUCUGAGCAGCUGAUUGGCGGGCGGCGCCUGAUGAACGGAGUCUGUGCUCUGAUUGGUCGGACUUGCUGUCAGUGUCCACAGUAGAUAUUAAAGCUGAUGAAGGAGCUCCGUCAUCUUCAUCACAUGUGUGUGAAUGUGCUGGUGUGGAGUCUCGUGUUUCUCCAGCUGAUGGUUUUCUCACUGUUGUUGGACGUUGACAUGUGGCCAAACGUGACUGUGACUGAAGCUGAGGGUUCGUUUGGGUUCAGAUCCGCUCCAGAAGCGAAGGACUCUGUCACGGGUCGACGCUGCACCCCCCUCCCACCGGAUCUGACUCAACUGAAGAGGAUUCAUAAAGUUUUUCUUCUGCUCACUGUUCUGUUAAACUUUCUGUACGUUUUAAUAAAGAUUCUGUCUUCAAACACAACUUUCUGUUCAUAUACUGAGUCUGUAAAUCUCAUACAAGUAUGACGCACUACACAAU